CGAGGCUUUUCAGCUGGUUAGCCAAACAUCCACAGAAAAAGAGAUGAGCAGGAAAACGAGACGAAGAAAAUAAGAACAGUUUAUUCAAAGCUAGACAAAUAGCAAGAUACAUAUACUCUGUUUAGGUUGUGCGUUGAAACUUCAUCACAACGCAUUCCAAACACCUGGUGUUCUGACAGUGGACAAGUACACAGGGCCAGCGUUCAUACGAUCAAAUGCUCUAAAACCAACUAACCUAUGGCAAUAAAUCACAAGCCUAAAGUAUUUAGUCAAGAAAGGGGAACCUUUGAAAGACCUUUCUACCUCUAAACACUUUCUGCAGUCGAAGUCUGUUCUAAAGUGGGGUGCAUGGGUGUUGUGCUGACGGCAGGCUGUUGUCAUGGUGGACUGGUUUGUCUGAGCCUGAAGCUAGCGUAGCUUCCCAGUUUCAUAUAGCAUGUUAGCAUAUGGCUAGCCACGUAUGGUGACUGACCAGGCCAUUAUAUUUUUCCCCUCCAUCACCAUCUCUGGCCCCCUUCAAGGGGGUAUAAACUAGUUGGUAGUGGUGCCCCCUUACCCUGUCAUCUUUUCAUUUCUCUUUCAUUUAGUCAUCUAUCCACCCCGCCCUAAAAUCAUCAACUUUUGCUUUCUUUCACUCUCAUCAGCACUCAUCACUUUCUCUUGGUACUAAGCACUCUUUCGCUUUUUUCUAACUCGGCUCCAGUUUUUUAUUAUAGCCACUUCUAUUCUUUGAAUUCAUCUCACGUCUGUCCCACUUCAGCUUCAGUUACCCAAGCUCCAUCCCUGCCCAAUUUAAGUCUCAUUUUGGCCAAGCCUAGCCCACCCUGUCGUCUGACAGCGAAGCUGCUAGGCAGUUGUUUUGGUAGUUGUUUUUGGUUGAUGGAAUCGGCUUAACCGUGGAGAGACCAGGCUACCACAAACUGAUGGACUUUGACAAGCGAGGAGUAGGGGGAGGAGGAGGAGGAGGAGCUGGAGCUGGAGCUGGAGCUGGAGCUGGAGCUGGAGCUGGAGGAGGAGGAGGUGGAGGUGGAGGAGGAGGAGGAGGGAAGGCAGAGACAGAGGAGGGGAAAAGGAUGCCUGGGAAGACGGGCAGUCGAUCAGGGCACGGUGGUCGGGGUACCAGCUCCAACUCCGGGGUUCUGAUGGUCGGGCCAAACUUCCGCGUCGGAAAGAAGAUCGGCUGUGGGAACUUUGGAGAGCUGCGACUGGGAAAGAACCUGUAUACCAAUGAAUACGUGGCUAUCAAACUGGAGCCGAUCAAGUCACGGGCGCCACAGCUCCACCUAGAAUAUCGCUUCUACAAACAGCUGGGAAGUUCAGAGGGCGUACCGCAGGUGUUUUACUUUGGACCAUGUGGGAAAUACAAUGCUAUGGUUCUGGAGCUACUGGGACCAAGCUUAGAAGAUCUGUUCGACCUCUGUGACCGGACCUUCUCUCUAAAAACUGUACUUAUGAUAGCCAUACAACUGAUAACCCGUAUGGAGUUUGUCCACACCAGAAGCUUGAUCUAUCGAGACGUGAAGCCUGAGAACUUCCUGGUGGGCCGACCCGGCUCCAAACGGCAACACACCAUCCACAUCAUAGACUUUGGCCUGGCGAAGGAAUACAUAGACCCAGAGACCAAGAAACACAUCCCAUACCGAGAACACAAGAGUCUGACUGGAACUGCAAGAUAUAUGAGCAUCAAUACACAUCUGGGGAAAGAGCAAAGCAGGCGGGAUGACCUGGAAGCUCUGGGCCACAUGUUCAUGUACUUCCUGCGAGGCAGCCUCCCCUGGCAGGGACUCAAGGCUGACACUCUGAAAGAGCGUUAUCAGAAGAUAGGAGACACUAAGAGAGACACGCCCAUAGAGGUCCUCUGUGAAAGCUUCCCAGAGAUGGCCACCUACCUGCGGUACGUGCGUCGGCUGGACUUCUUCGAGAAGCCAGAUUACGACUAUCUGAGGAAACUCUUUACGGACCUCUUUGACAGAAAUGGAUACAUCUUCGACUACCAGUACGACUGGACUGGGAAGCCACUGCCCACUCCUAUAGGUCCGGUGGCCAGUGAGACUCCACUUCAGACAAGCAACCGAGAGAAAGCGCCGCAGACCAAAAACCAGGUGAUGAGUUCCACCAAUGGGGAGCUAAAUACAGACGACCCCACUGCAGGACACUCCAACGCACCAAUCACAGCCAAUGCAGAGGUGGAGGUGGCUGAUGAUACCAAGUGCUGCUGUUUCUUCAAGAGGAGGAAGAGGAAAGCUCUCCAGAGACACAAAUGAAAACCAGAGGGGAGAGAGAAGCCCUGGUCCCUUUGUGGGUUCUCUCUGUCUCUUCCUCUUCAUGUAACCCUCUCUUUCUCCCCCCCCCUCAGUCCCCCUCUGACCCUCCUUCCCUGCUGUUGGAGGUCCUGUAGUUUACCUUGAGUCGGCUGGACUGGCUGGGCCACCGGGCAGCAGGAUAUGUUUGCUAAGCUGAUCUACUGGUUUCUACUGGUCUGGAAUGACCGGACUGGCAGAGUGUUUGCGGUUCCACCUGGGAGCUUCAACCGUGGACUAGCUGCACCAGCGGUGGAGUCUUCUUGUAUUUAUGGUCACAAACUGAACUGAAACUGGAUCAACCCAAACUGCUGGGGGGAACCAAGUGACUACACAAACAGUUGAGACUGUAAAAGGCAGAUGAUUGGCUUACAGACUGGAUUCAGCUGGUUUACUGGCAGACAGGCUCCUUCUCUAUUUUUAGUUUGUUUUGUUUAUUUCUCCAUUAUUGACUGGAGAGAGUGUACUUCUGAGGAGAUACAGAAGAGAGGACAACAAAAAAGAUGGGAAUCAAUGAGACUGCCGGACCACACGUGCACACAAAACAAACACACACACACAGAUAUGUACAAACACGCUGCACACGUUCUCGAGCUCAUCACAAAGAGACUUCAUGGACAGAAUGAUGCAGCUCUCGCAUAUAGUCUAUAACGUUUUUAUUCUCUAGGGUCAAAGGAAGACACCGUGGGCGGCUUGGUCUAUUUCCUGCAACAGACUGGGCUCAGUGUUCUUCUCAAACACAUUCACCCUCAGAGGAGGAACCUCACAACCACCAGAAUCAAAAGUUUAAAAAGAUGUUUAUGUGAAAACUAUGCUUUUUUUCUGUUUUAAUUUGUAACUAAAAAAAACUGUCUACAAUUUGGAACCUGUGUUUUUAUUUUCUGUCUUUAUGCAUUCAAAAAGUUUGUGUUUUGUAGCUUGGAGUGUGUUCCUCAAAAUGUUUGUUUUUUUAUAACUUGUAAUUUUAAUUUUCUGUUUUAUUUCUUCCUCUUUCUCUCUGGGUUGGAAGAUGGAAAGCCGGAUAACUCCAUUAAAAAAACAACCAAACAAAAUAAAAGCUGAUCUUUAUUUAA
Messenger RNA from Cyclopterus lumpus (lumpfish), 3373 nucleotides. RefSeq names its product casein kinase I-like. Lineage: Eukaryota; Metazoa; Chordata; Actinopteri; Perciformes; Cyclopteridae. Gene Ontology annotation, biological process: signal transduction; peptidyl-serine phosphorylation; endocytosis. The transcript has 11 exons. The coding region runs from base 924 to 2264 and encodes 446 amino acids. The record is from RefSeq and is a predicted model, not a curated record. Gene Ontology annotation, cellular component: cytoplasm; plasma membrane; nucleus. Gene Ontology annotation, molecular function: protein serine/threonine kinase activity; ATP binding.